UCAGCUGAUCCGUUGCGUCAAAUAAACAAUCCCGAAAAGCACGUGAAGCGUUCAGCCUGCUGUCAGCAGAUCAAUCAAACAUUUCAAAACGUAAUCCAAAGUUUAAAGAGUUACUCUAAGAAGCUGUAAUGGUUGGAAGCGAUGAAGCCGAGCUGAAAAUAUCUGAAAGCAGUGUUAAUCAUGAUUUUUCCACACCGGAAAAGCAGGAAGCCAGAACCUUUCUGCGUGAACGAUUCUUACGCGUGAUAAGUGGGGUCAUUGGCAAAGAAGCGUCAUUUCAGUUGUAUGAGAACACAAAAGUUAAAGCAGAAUUUCGCGGAUGCGAUAUUGAUUGCUUGGAGAUAUUCACCAGAAACUUAGAAACCCCUUCCGGCAAAGUUCCUGAAGCUAUCCUGAGAGCAACGGAUGUGAUUUCUUUUGAGAUAGACAACAUACAACAAACAUAAGCUGUAUUACUAUGGACAAAGUUGAGGAUAAUUUUUAUACAAUGUACAGACUAAGAUUGAAAAUAGACAGAAGAAUGAAGAA
Messenger RNA from Athalia rosae (coleseed sawfly), 528 nucleotides. RefSeq names its product gem-associated protein 7-like. Lineage: Eukaryota; Metazoa; Arthropoda; Insecta; Hymenoptera; Athaliidae. Bases 129 to 446 code for a protein of 105 amino acids. The transcript is spliced from 2 exons. The record is from RefSeq and is a predicted model, not a curated record. Gene Ontology annotation, cellular component: SMN-Sm protein complex. Gene Ontology annotation, biological process: spliceosomal snRNP assembly.